Messenger RNA from Sphaeroforma arctica JP610, 1041 nucleotides. RefSeq lists its product as hypothetical. NCBI's taxonomy places the organism in Eukaryota, Ichthyosporea, Ichthyophonida. The transcript has 5 exons. The coding region runs from base 1 to 1041 and encodes 346 amino acids. The record is from RefSeq and is a predicted model, not a curated record.
AUGAUGACGAAGCCCUACGACGAGACCCUUAUUAGCAAUGCAAAAGAACAAGUAAGCCAGUCUAUACCUCCCACCGACGACAAGCUUUUGAUCGACGGUGGUGCCACUGUCAACUACUUCUAUUCUACGGCACGCCAUCGCCUCACUAAAAUUGAGACUGGCACCUUUCCGCUACAGCUCGCCGACGAAUCUACCACCACAAUCAACGAGAGAGGCAUAUUUCCUAACAUUGGAUUGACCUAUACUACGAUGACCUACGACGAGUUCCACCGUAACAACGGCCAUUUGAGCCGCCGCGCUAGGAUUAACCUCGCCAAGUCCUGCAACAUAUCCCUCACGCACCAGCCAUCGAUCCGUGUGGAUACCAAUGCCUGGAUGCUGAACCCUGACAAAUGGCAAAAGGCCAUUUCGCACCUCAACUGGGUCCCCACUAUAGACAUUUGUGUUGCCAGUAAAUCAAAAGCACAAAUCCCACUAUUUGUAGGUCCAAAAGGCGUUGGCGUUUACACGGACUGGCGUGAUGUCGAUUCUCUCAAUGAGAAAGCACACGGCAACCCCGGAAUGGACGGACAUUUACGAACUUACCGUGAACUGCGUGCUACACCAUUGCACACACUACAGAUAAACUCCACGAUUGAAUGGCAACACGCCACACUCAACAACCUCGUCCGAUGUCUUCUCCUUGAAACUGGCAUGUCCAUCCCACUCUGGGGCAUCGCGAAAGACUUUGCCGACACUCUGCGUAACUGCACCCCACUUAAGGCUACUCAACUCUCUCUCCGCAACGCAUCUGGCAUCAACGGCCUGACCCGGGUACUAAAUACCAAGAUCAAUGUUACAAAGGGGGGUGGCCCAGCCUCGUCAUGGCCAUGCCUAUUGAAUACUCUAGCAACCUUCGGCACUAUGAUUGGGUCGUCAGCCAGUAAAGGUACCAUUCGUGCAAACCAAGUUGCAUCCGGCCAGUAUGGACAGACCAAUGAGCACCAAGCCGCCUCUGCGGUUACUUUAGCCACAAAUGCCGACAAUAGGGUUUUAGGAUAA